Messenger RNA from Dromaius novaehollandiae (emu), 5541 nucleotides. It is a transcript of the gene AFAP1L2, whose product is annotated as actin filament associated protein 1 like 2. The record is from RefSeq and is a predicted model, not a curated record. Gene Ontology annotation, molecular function: SH2 domain binding; SH3 domain binding. The coding region runs from base 111 to 2675 and encodes 854 amino acids. NCBI's taxonomy places the organism in Eukaryota, Metazoa, Chordata, Aves, Casuariiformes, Dromaiidae. Gene Ontology annotation, cellular component: cytosol. Gene Ontology annotation, biological process: regulation of mitotic cell cycle; inflammatory response; positive regulation of DNA-templated transcription. The transcript is spliced from 20 exons.
GGGGCGGGGCGGGGAUCCGGCGCCGCCGAGCGAGAGGCUGCAGGCGCGGAGCGGCCGCGCGUGUCCCCGGAGCCCCUCGGCAGCCGGCGGGCUGCGGCCGCCCGGUCCUCAUGGAUAAGUACAAAGCUCUUGAGCAGCUGCUCACAGAACUUGAAGAUUUUCUGAGGAUACUGGACAAGGAGAACCUGAGCAGCACGGCUGUCGUGAAAAAGAGUUUCCUCUCUGACCUUCUGCGGGUGUACACCAAGUCCAGCGGUGGUGAUGAGGAAUAUAUUUACAUGAACAAAGUGACCAUCAAUAAGCAGCAGGGUGACCACGAGAAACAAGACGAAGUGCUGGACCGGAGAGACUCUUUGACCAAUGGAGACUUAGGAUUGCAUUCGUCCCCUCCUCAGAAGAGCCUGCCAGACCUUCCCCCUCCAAAGAUUCCUGAAACAAAACAGCCUUUGGUCCUCAAGAUCGAAUCCCCAGAAGGAUAUUAUGAAGAGGCUGAGCCAUAUGACGUCUCUGUAAAUGGUCUUUUUGGUAGGACGGCUGCGGCUGGACCAAAGCCAGGGUUGCAGGUUACUGAGGGAGUUAUUUAUGCCACAAUAACGAUGGAAGAUGGUGAAGCUGUUAGUAGCUCAUAUGAAUCUUAUGAUGAAGAAGAGAGCAGCAAAGGCAAGUCAGCCACCCAUCAAUGGCCAUCCACUGAGGCUACCAUUGAGCUGAUGAAGGAUGCCCGCAUCUGUGCAUUCCUGUGGAGGAAGAAGUGGCUGGGACAGUGGGCAAAACAGCUGUGUGUUAUCAAGGACACCAGGUUGCUGUGCUACAAGAGCUCCAAAGACCACAGCCCUCAACUUGAUGUGAAUUUGCUGGGCUGCACUGUCAUUCACAAGGAAAAGCAAGUGAAGAAGAAAGAGCACAAGCUGAAGAUCGUCCCCAUGAACGCUGACGUCAUUGUGCUGGGGCUGCAGAGUAAAGACCAGGCAGAGCAGUGGCUCAGGGUAAUCCAGGAGACCAGUGGUCUCCAGUCUGAAGGAGGCAGUGAAGGCAACCAGUACAUUCCAGAUUCGCAGCGUCUUCAUUACCCAAAGGUAGAGCUAUCCGAGAGAUAUUCUGCAGCCUCAGAGAGUGGGAGCAGCACAGAUGGCCACCCAGAGACGACUGAAGCAAAAGAUGUUAAGAAGAAAGGCACAACUGGCCUAAAACUAAGCAACCUGAUGAACCUUGGGAGGAAAAAAUCUAGCUCCAUGGACAGCCCAGAGAGAUCUCUGGAGACUUCAAGUUACCUGAAUGUGCUAGUGAACAGUCAGUGGAAGUCCCGCUGGUGUCAGAUAAAAGAUGGUCACCUCCAUUUCUACCAGGAUAAGAACCGAAGUAAACUGGCUCAGCAGCCCCUGAGUUUGGCGGGUUGUGAAAUUAUCCCAGAGCCAAUCCCAGAUCAUCUCUAUUCCUUCCAUAUCCUGCACAGCGGGGAAGAACGGGUCACUCUGGAGGCCAAGUCCUCGGAGGAAAUGGGCCAUUGGCUGGGCCUUCUCUUAUCGGAGUCAGGUUCAAAAACAGACCCAGAGGAAUUUACCUACGAUUACGUGGAUGCUGAUAGGGUUUCCUGCAUUGUAAGCGCUGCGAAGAAUUCCUUCUUCUUAAUGCAGAGGAAGUACUCUGAGCCCAACACGUAUAUGGACAACCUGCCGAAAGGGAGGAUUCAGCAGGAGGAACUGUAUGAUGAUGUGGAUCUGCCAGAUGUGCCUGUGGAAGAAGUACCCAAGAGUGAAAACAAAUUUGAAGGGGACCAUGACAGAGUGUACCUGGAUCUCACCCCAGUGAAAUCAUUCCUACACUGUGCUGGCAAGCAGUCAUGCCAGCCUUCACCUCUAAGCUCUCCAUCUUUAGAACGGGCUGACAACAAGGGCUUAGCAGAUACUGUAACUGAAACAGCCCUUGUGGCUAAGGAAGCUGAACCCUCUAGAAAGACAGUGGAAAUCUUGGAGCAGAAAUACUCAGAGAAGCCGGAGCCUGAAGAAUUGCCACCAAGGACAUCCACCAUCAAAAUCCAGACCCAGCAGCAGAAGAUUGCCUUUCCACAGACAGGCCCUGAGAUCACGGCCUGCACCACGGUGGUGGGCAGCCCGCAGCUGAUGCCUGCACACAGGGACAGGCUGGAGCGGCCCAAGCAGGCGCUGCCCACGGCAGCAGUGGAAACCAAGCUGGGCAAGAACAGGACGGAGGCUGAGGUGAAGCGAUUUACAGAGGAGAAGGAGCGGCUGGAGAAAGAGAAGGAUGAAAUCCGGGCUCAGCUCACCCAGCUGCGGAAGGAGAGGCGGGAGCUGAAGGAAAUGUUAGCUGGUUGCACAGAUAAGAGCCUCGAGCAGAGGCUGAAGGAGAUAGAAGAAGAGUGCAAAAAGAAGGAGAGCAGGAGGGUCGACCUGGAGCUGAGCCUGGUGGAAGUGAAGGAGAACCUGAAGAAAGCAGAGUCUGGCCCUGUGACACUGGGCACCACUGUGGACACCACGCACCUGGAGAAUGCAGCCCCCAAGAUUCAGGUGAAAACCACCAGUCCGGCAAAUAGUGCAGAGAGCUCGCCAGUCAAUUCAGCGACAGCUUUAAAAAACAGACCUUUAUCUGUCAUGGUAACAGGAAAGGGGACAGUUCUACAGAAAGCUAAGGAAUGGGAGAAAAAAGGAGCUAGUUAGAACUACAUUUUUCAGCGAUGGACUAAAGACUGGAAUUGCCCAUGCAUGGAAGGAGAAUUCAAUCAUCUGGAGAUAGAGGUUGGAUGUGAAACACAAUCGCACACCUAGCACCUCCUCUAUGUCAUGUCAACUGCUCAGAUGCAACAGUGGAGCUAACAGCUGCCAAUACAAAUGAUCAAUCAAGUGAUCCUGCUCUUCCCACACAAGUCCCAUCAUGUAGCUAAAAGAAUAACAACUAGUGGCAAUCCUUGCAUCAAAUUUCUAACCCAGUUGAUGUAAACAAGAAUGUUAUUGUACAUAGGGAUGUUUUGUGUAUUUCUACUCUGAAGAUUUAUCAAUGAGUUAUUAAGGUUUCUAUAUUAGUGACAGUAGUGGAUUCAGAACAGGCCUCUGCUAUUCUUUAUACCCCAGUGGUUUUCAAUCUGUCAUAGUAAAUUACAGUCCAGUAAAGUCUCACCUGUCUUCCUGCCUGUCAUCAUACAGCUGCAGAUGAUCCAGCCUUCAAUCAAAGGCAGGCAGGAGAAACUCAGACUGGAGCGAUGGUUGAAACACAAAUGAGAAGCACACAGCAAUGUGUCCAGUGGGGAGACUCCUCUCAAUUAACAGUGGGAAGCUAUACAUACAGAUGAAGCAGAUAUUUUUAAUCAGUGACCAGAUGCUUCAUACCAUGUACUUAUUCCUACAAGGCUAUCAGUCUGCUGCAAGGUUUGAUCUUCCAGAAUAUCAAGAAAGAUCCCUGCUCACUUUCUAGCUCUGUAGGAUGUGUUACAGUCUGCUGGCACUAAGAGCUCUGGACAAAGGAAGAUCUCCCAAACAGAUUCAGUUAAUUUUCUUGAAGAUACUGAGCUACUUCACCUAAGGAACUUAUUCUGAAGAUCGCAUAUGAAGGCUUGUUGCUAAAUUGUCAGUGGCCUAGGCCUGCCCACCUUUCAGAUGAGGAAGCUGCAUCCUGAUGCACUCUUUCCAAGGAGAGGAAGAAAAAAGCUGUCCUCAGGCUCUUCCUCAGGCUCUGAACACUGCUUUGCUGAUGCUGACCUCUGCUCCCCCCCACAGCCAUGGCAGGCCAGCUUGACCCAGCCACAGCUGCGGUCUCUCUCAUGGACUCGUCCCCAGCCUGGCACGGCCCUCUCCUGUGCACACUAGCCCACUGAACCUUGGGCCAUGGCCUUUGCUGGUCCAUGGCUGAAGGUGCUCUGUGCACCUGGAGGCCUCAAGGAUCCUGAUUUGACUUCUUGUCACAGGCAACAUCAGGAGGGCUCAUGGCCCUAUACAGUCUGCUGCAUGUGUCCAAUGUGAAAGGGGCCCUUCGGAAGCAGUGGUCUGGCCAAGGGCUGGGCUCAGAGGGGUGUAGGACCUGUUCUCCCCAGGGACUGGCUGGAGAGUUUGCACUGCCACAUCUCUGGCUGGGCCACAGGCAGCCUUGGUGCUGUGGUAAUGCUGGUUCAGCAGCAGUUGUGACGAAGUCCUGGAGGGUUGUGAUCCUUAUAUCCAAAUUAUUAAAUAAAAUAUAACCUUUAAGCCCAACACUAUGGCCUGCAAAGCCCAGCCCUCUGCUCCGUGGCCAAGCUUUCUAAUGACAGAUGUUGGACAUCUGGCCUCCUAAACUUAGAGACAGUGAAAUAGAAAAGAGUGGGUCAGAAAUCCAUGCACCUGCUUCCUUCUCCUCCCUGGGACUUGCUGUCACAUCUCAUGGCCUCUGAUGUUCCUUCAGACCUGGAGUCCAGGCUCAGUAACUGAGUUCAUCCUGGCGGGGGGGGGUCUGCAGCUGGUUUCUGGCCCUGCAGAGGCUAGAGCAGCAAAGGUAACCUGACUGGGAUAUGUGAAUUGUUCCAGGGGCCCUGUGGAUACACCGAUGAGCAGUACCUAGAGCCAGGAUAAGAACAGACAGGGAAAAAUGCUAUAGCUUCCUAACCCAGAUUGCUCCUCCCAGGGCACUUCCCCACUUGUAACCACAUGGCAGUCAGUUCUGCAGUGCUCUGCACUGCUCAGCAAAGGGAAAGGCUCUGCUAGACCCAUUUGGUCUGUAUGUUUUUAAAGUGCCUGAAAACCUUUGAAAGGCCUGACACAUGAGCCAUGUCUGAAGGGAUGGUCCUUCUUCUAAAGGACAGGAAUUAGGUACAAAAGCCCAAAGCAGGGCAGGCCUGUGCCUCCAGGAACCACUGUGGAGGUGGCUCUCAGGGGAGUGAGGAUGUUCUGUGGAGAGGCUCUGGGCUUACGCGACUUGGUCAGAGUAUCCCAGAGGUGAGAAAGGUGACCUCCCUCCCAUUUUGAAAGUCUCUGCUGAAGCACAGACUGAGUAACAUGCUAAUGCUAAUCCCAAGUAUCAGAAGGAGUUCAUAGGCCCCAGCUGUCAAGCCUGUCCCUAUGUACGGUCUGCAUAGGGGAAAAGCUCUUGCACAAAACCACUGAGCCUUCCGGCUCAGGACCCAAGGAACUUUACUCUCUGAACCACAAGGAAGCCACAGGCACCAUGAAGCUUUUGUUUUGACGCAUAAUGAGCUGGCAGGAGAGCCUCUCUCUACCCUAAAUAUCCUUAGUACCAUAUCCUCACCAUACAAUCCCUGGCAGCUGUCCUCUGGCAGCAGUUGUCCAGACAUUUCACGGUGGUUUCUGUCACUGUCAAGAAGAGAGCUGCUCUGCUUUCCACUCAACAGGCUGCUCAACAUCAGUGGUCCUGCUGGGAUAUCACCAUCAGGGAAUAGUAAACACAGACAAGUCCUGAACAAUACACUUACCCAAGACAAGAAACGUUAAACAAUGUCUCUGUGUCCCCAUUGUUGUCCUAACUCAAGGCAUUUCCUUUGUUGUAACUGUGACCUAUAAAGUGGCUCUUUAGAGAGUUUUAUAAUAAAAUGUUGAGAUAUUA